This is a messenger RNA of Brassica napus (rape), 3626 nucleotides long. RefSeq lists its product as uncharacterized. The record is from RefSeq and is a predicted model, not a curated record. The transcript has 5 exons. Gene Ontology annotation, biological process: proteolysis. Lineage: Eukaryota; Viridiplantae; Streptophyta; Magnoliopsida; Brassicales; Brassicaceae. Gene Ontology annotation, molecular function: cysteine-type peptidase activity. The coding region runs from base 249 to 1418 and encodes 389 amino acids.
AGGUUGAAGUAAGCAGGCUUCUAGCUCACUUUCAAAUAGGCGCAGAGGUUGAGAUUUUGUCUACUGAUGACGAAAUAUGGUAUCCAGGAAAGGUUGUUGAUCUUAAACUGUGUAAAGGACUAGAGGAGCUGACAGUUGAGUACACGACACUCUUCACAGACCAACAUAGACUUCAGAAACUUCAGGAUACUAUCACGGCUGACAAAAUACGUCCUGCAACACCAACUAGUGACCAAAAAUCCUUUGAGAUGAUGGAUAAGGUAGAAGCCUUUUACAACAAUGGCUGGAGCAGCGGACAAAUUAGCAUGGUACUUGGUGAUAACACAUACUCGGUGUGUCUCUAUACUUCUAUGGAAACUAUUCUAUUCAAACAUUCAGAUUUGCGAAUUCAUAGAGAAUGGAAAGAUGGAGUCUGGAAGAUGGCAGAUAAGGUGAAGCCUGAUAAGAAAAGGAAAGCUGCUGCCUCAUCACAAAAUUCAGGAAUGGAUAAUGUUUUCCUAAGAAGGAGCGAGAGGGUGCCUAAACGAUCUAGAGACACAAAAACUCCAUUCAAGUCUGACAGAAAUCCGGCUUUAACUGUAAUACCUGAGAUUAUACCUGCAGUUGAUCCGUUUUCAACUCCUGCGGAACAUAAGCUUUCAAGGCUUCAAAAUUGGAUGACAUUAAAGCCCGGCAUGCAUGAAACGUCCCUAUCAAUCAAUGAUAAUAAGAUAAGGAAAUCUUUCUUUCAAAGCAUGGAAAAUGCAAAAAAGGACCUUAAGAAAGAGCACAUUGAUGGAGCCUUUGCAAUGCUAAAUUGCAGAAGAAAUGAGAAUGCUGCUUGGUUCCACAACUACAAGAUUCCAAAGGCGUGCUUCCUACCUAUGGAGUUCUUGCAUUCCUUGCUCUCUGAUGAUUUGGCUUACAAGAAAGAAAAGGUCAAAGGUAAAAAGAUAUUCAACGAUUUAUUUAAAGAUAUUGUGAGAGGGAAGGUAUAUCCAGAGAAGACAUGGGGAGAAGAUGUUGAAGUUGUGUAUGGGAUUACUCUUGGAAAAAAAAGCAAUGUCUGGAUUGGGAUGAAAAUUCAUUUGAAGAAGAAAAGAAUCACAGUAUAUGAUUGUUUUCAAAAGGAAAGCAACAGCAUUGAUAUUCCUCAAGUGAAAAAGUUGGCAGUGUUGAUUUCUGAUCUGCUGGUGGAAUCUUCUGGUGAUGAGGUAGAUAAAGUGAAGAUGAUUCCAUUUGAGAUUGAGCAGGCACAAGGUUUACCCAAGACAAAACAUCCUUUCAACUGUGGGAUAUUUCUUGUCAAGAUUCUGGAGUGCCAGUCAUUGAAGAUAGGAGACAUGACAAAGAUUAAUGAUGACAAUGCAUUGGAGCUAAGGAGAACCUUGUCUUGUGAGAUCUUCAACCAAUUUGUGGAUGAGAGCUUUGGGAAAUGAGAAUGAUGCAUGAAAACAUUUUUUGUUUUAGUUAAGACUCGGUUUUAGUUAUGACUGUUUAUUUUGUUAUGUUGUUGGCGUCUGGUUACAUAAGAAAGAUUGGAAGGAUAUCAAGUAUUUUUUUUUGGGUAUCAUAUAUCUUGGAAGGUUAAAAUAAUGUUUCUGGAUGGGUUUCCAGAAAAAAAGUUAAGUGUUUCAAAUGUAAAAAAGAAUGAAAUGAGAUUAUAUACUAAGGAUUGGACAUGUAUAUGGUAAGCUUAAAAUUGUGAUGUUUACAGACAACAAAAAUUUAGAACCACAAAGGAUCGAACCCAGAGGGAGAGAGUUUGCGUAUUUGGAUAGUGUGGGAGUUUAGCCACUAGGCCAAGAAGAAUCAUCUGUUAAUGGAUUACAUUUAAUUUUAUUUAACUCCAAACUGUAACACAAAAAAAAAUUAAAAUUGAUUUUGAAUCCACCACAUAUCGAACCCGGGGAUAGAGAGACUUUUGAGUUAUGAAAUGCCUUGGUUUAACCGCUGGUCUGAGGAGAAUCAUCUGUUAAAGAAUAUUACAUAAGCAUACUUAAACCAAUUAAUAUAGGAUAGGUUUCCAAAACAAUACAUUUCGAUUGAAAAAAGACAAAACUCUUGCCGUCUCAACACUCUCGCCGUUUCAAACUUCUCGAAUCUCACUCGUCUCCGCCUCUCGAAUCUCUCUCUCAUCUCCAUAUCUCUCGAUCUCCGACGAAAACCCAUCUCCAGAACUCUCUCUCUCUCGAUCUUUUACGCGAGCUCUCUCUAUUCUCCGAGAAAAACCAUUUCUAGAGCUCUAUCUCUUUAAGGUAUGUUGCAGAUUCAACCUUAUGUGUGUUUUCUUUCUGAGAGAUUGGUCUCCUGGUUUUUGCUUGUGUAUAGACUUGCUCGUUUUAACCUAAUAUGAUUGGUAGAAUUCUAGUUCAUGUGAAAGCAUGUGUAUAGACUUCAGGAAGGAUUUGUAUUGUUUCAGGAAACCCUUCCUGAAAAUUGGAUUUUAAUUAAUUUAGACAAAUAAAAUUUUUCUUGUUUACGCAGGAUAGAAACAAGAUGGGAGAUCCAUUACCAUUAAGACUAGCACUGCCUGAGCUGAGGUAUCCGAUUGGAUCAGAGCCAGAGAAGACGAUAUCGAUAAACCAACACUCGAUAGUUGCUUAUAUCAAAACUGUUAAGGAAAUUCUAGGAAAUGAUGAGUUCAACAGAAUAAGAGGGACGUUUUUGGGACCGGUGAUCAAGCUUGGAGAGAGGUCUUUGAAAUUAUCAGCUAAGAUAGUGCACGCAGUUCUCACCAAAAGCAUCAAGACAGUGAAGAGACACGAAGCAUGGUUCCAUUUUGGUGCUCAGCCAAUGAGGUUCUCUAUAAGAGAAUUCCACAUGGUGACUGGUUUGAAAUGUAGUGGUGAAGCAAGAGAACCACGAGAGGAAACCGAGAAAUUUAAGUGGGACUUCCUAAAAGGGCGUACUCAUACAGUAAAGGACGUGGAGAAGCAGCUCAGAAACACAAGAGAAGAUGCUUCUGAUGAGAGAUUCUGCCUUGCAAUGCUCCUCCUGAUUGAGAGCAUACUACUACAGAAGAGCCUUCUCGACGGUGGCACAACUUUUACUUUGGAUUAUGUGAAAAUAGCGCAGGAUAUGGAUGUCUUGAUGACAUACCCAUGGGGGAGAACAGCUUAUAAUUUGCUGUUAAAAUCACUUCAGAGAGCUGUCGACAAAAGCCUCGACAAAAACAAUUAUGAUUUGCAAGGAUUCCCUAUGGCAUUUCUUAUAUGGAUACUUGAGUCAGUACCUUUGCUACAGUAUGCAUUCAGUCAAGUUGUUCCUAUUCUGAGCGUUCAACCGUCUACCCCAAUAUUUUUGUGUGAGAAGUACCUUCAAAUAGCUUCUCCACAGCUGAUAGAUGUUCUCCUAAUUGAAAUCAAAGAUCAUGUAAGUUUUUACAUUAUUUUUUUCUUGUUUCUGUUUUGCCUUAUGAUUCUCCAUUUAAAAGCUAAUUAUUUUUAUGGUUUCAGCUUAAGGUCACAUGCAUCCUACCUCCUAUUUCUAAUGAUCCAGAAGCUGAUGUUUGCAUGGAAGACGAAGCUAAUAAAGAUCUGGAUGACAUGGCCGAUUUAUCCAAGAGAGGUUAUAAGUUUAAAAUUAGAGAUUGGCGAAACAUGUCAGUAGACCUAUACGGUGCUAAUGAACAAAUAAGAAGAGCA